CGGGGACAUCGCGGCCGCCCCGCUCCGCGCCGCGCCGCGCCGAGCAGACGCAGGAGCGCCGCGGCGGCGGUGGCGGCUCGGCCAGGCGUGUUCCUUCUUGACCUCCCUCCCUCCGUCCCUCCAUGCGCGGUGCGCGGCCAGCCGCGGGGCUUGCGCAGCGCGGCGGCGGAGCGGAGCGGUGAGCGGCGGCAACAUGCGGCUGCGGGAUGUCUGAGGCGGGCGGUGCGGCGGCGGCCGCGCUGCCCCGGCGCCGUGCUGGAGGCAUGCGGGCGGCCUGGGGCUCCGUCUGGUGCCUGUGCCUGGCGGCGGCCGUCGGCGGGAUGCCGGCGGGACGGCGGGGCGGCGGCGCGGCGGCGGAGAGGAGCGGCGGGCAGCCGGCAGAAUACUUGAGGAGCGAGACCGCCUUUCUGGAAGAGUUGGUGUUUGGAAGUGGAGAUACCAUUGAACUUUCAUGUAACACCCAAGGCUCUUCUGUGUCUGUUUUCUGGUUUAAAGAUGGUAUUGGGAUUGCACCUACCAACAGAACUCACAUUGGACAAAAACUGUUGAAGAUAAUCAAUGUUUCAUAUGAUGACUCGGGGCUGUACAGUUGCAAGCCAAGGCAUUCCAACGAGGUCCUGGGAAACUUUACAGUCAGAGUUACAGAUUCCCCUUCGUCAGGUGAUGAUGAAGAUGACGACGAUGAGUCAGAAGAUACAGGUGUCCCCUUCUGGACCCGGCCAGAUAAGAUGGAGAAGAAGCUGCUGGCAGUUCCUGCUGCCAACACCGUUCGCUUCCGAUGUCCGGCGGGUGGAAACCCAACUCCUUCCAUCUACUGGCUGAAAAACGGCAAGGAGUUCAAGGGAGAGCAUAGGAUCGGAGGCAUCAAGUUGCGACACCAGCAGUGGAGCUUGGUGAUGGAGAGUGUUGUGCCGUCAGACCGAGGAAAUUACACCUGUGUUGUGGAGAACAAAUAUGGCAAUAUUAGGCACACAUACCAGCUUGAUGUAUUAGAAAGGUCACCCCACCGACCAAUCCUACAAGCAGGGCUCCCUGCCAACCAGACCGUGGUGGUAGGGAGCAAUGUGGAGUUUCACUGUAAGGUCUACAGCGAUGCCCAGCCUCACAUCCAGUGGCUGAAACAUGUGGAAGUCAACGGCAGCAAAUAUGGACCCGAUGGGACGCCCUAUGUCACAGUGCUGAAGUCUUGGAUCAGUAAAAACGCUGAAGCCGAUGCUAACCUAAAUCUGUUCAAUGUGACAGAACAAGAUGAAGGAGAAUAUCUGUGUAGAGCCAACAAUUUCGUAGGCAUAGCCGAAAAACCAUUUUGGCUCCACAUUCGCAAACCAAAACCAGCAGAGGAGCUCAUGGAAAUGGAUGAUUCAGGCUCAGUGUACGCUGGCAUUCUCAGUUACGGCACUGGCUUUGUUCUCUUCAUCCUGGUGGUGGUCAUUGUGAUUAUCUGCAGGAUGAAAAUGCCAAACAAAAAAGCCAUGAACACCCCUACUGUACAGAAAGUCUCCAAAUUUCCACUCAAGAGACAGGUAACAGUGUCGUUGGAGUCCAACUCUUCAAUGAAUUCCAACACACCCCUUGUCCGGAUCACACGUCUCUCCUCCAGCGAUGGGCCCAUGUUGGCCAACGUCUCCGAGCUGGAGCUGCCUCCUGAUCCCAAGUGGGAACUGGCACGCUCUCGCUUGACCUUGGGGAAGCCACUGGGCGAGGGGUGUUUUGGCCAAGUGGUGAUGGCUGAAGCGAUUGGGAUUGAUAAGGACAAGCCAAACAAGGCCAUCACAGUUGCAGUCAAGAUGUUAAAAGAUGAUGCCACAGACAAGGACCUUUCUGACUUGGUCUCUGAGAUGGAAAUGAUGAAAAUGAUUGGGAAGCAUAAGAACAUUAUCAACCUCCUCGGUGCCUGCACGCAGGACGGACCGCUCUAUGUGCUGGUAGAAUAUGCGUCAAAGGGGAACUUGCGGGAAUACCUCAGGGCACGUCGCCCACCUGGCAUGGACUAUUCCUUUGACACCUGCAAGCUACCUGAGGAGCAGCUGACAUUUAAAGACCUGGUUUCCUGUGCCUACCAGGUGGCCCGUGGCAUGGAGUACUUGGCAUCUCAGAAGUGCAUUCAUCGCGACUUGGCAGCCAGGAAUGUGUUAGUCACUGAAGACAAUGUGAUGAAAAUUGCCGAUUUUGGCCUUGCAAGAGACGUUCACAACAUCGACUAUUACAAGAAAACCACCAAUGGUCGGCUGCCUGUGAAAUGGAUGGCUCCAGAAGCCUUGUUUGACCGGGUCUACACUCACCAGAGCGAUGUCUGGUCUUUUGGAGUGCUACUAUGGGAGAUCUUCACUUUGGGAGGGUCUCCAUACCCAGGAAUUCCUGUUGAGGAACUCUUCAAACUCCUGAAGGAAGGCCAUCGGAUGGACAAACCCGCAAACUGCACCCACGACCUGUACAUGAUCAUGCGGGAGUGCUGGCACGCCGUCCCCUCGCAGCGGCCAACCUUUAAGCAGCUGGUGGAAGACCUGGACAGGGUCCUCACCAUGACAUCUACCGACGAAUACCUGGACCUCUCGGUGCCCUUCGAGCAGUACUCGCCGGCCGGGCAGGACACCCACAGCACCUGCUCCUCGGGGGACGACUCGGUCUUUGCACAUGAUCUGCUGCCCGAUGAGCCCUGCCUGCCCAAGCACCCCCCCUGCAACGGCGUCAUCCGGACGUGAGGACACCCCUGGGCAGACAGACGGACGGAUGGACAGACGGAUAGCAUGCCCACGGAGGCCUAAGCAUGGGACGCCGAGGAUGAAACCGUAGUGAAGGAUCUUCCAGUGGAACUGUGUGGUGGUGCCUGGAGAUUUGUGUUGUUGAGCUGUUCAGGGUAAAAAGAAAAAACAAACUUUUUUUUAGGGUUUUUUUGGGUUUUUAUCCCAUUUGCUGUAUAAAAAGUCAAGAAGCACUGUUUGGCCUGAAGGAACUAAUCUCUUUCCAAGAUGAUCUAUCAUAUAUGAUUUUUUGGGGGGUUAUUUUUCUUUCUUUUUUUUUCUUCUUUUUUUUUUUUUACUAAGCAGAAUGUUGAACCUGGGGGCUCUGCCCCCCCAGCCUCCGUGCUUGUAUUUUUGAGUGCCAGAGUAGCCAUUCUGUGCCUGCAAUACGAAGAGAGAAAAAAUCUUCCUUUUUUUAAAAAAAACACACGAACAAGUGUAAAGAAUGUAGAAAUUCUUUGCUUAUGCAAUCUGUACAUGAACCUUUUUGGUGGAGCUGAAAAGCCACGUUGCCUGCAGGGAUUCAUAUAUUUAUAAAAAAAAAUCUAUAUUUUUGUUGUCGUCGUUUUUAUAGCUUCAUGAUCGUAUUACCCAGCUACAUAGAAGGAAAAGGAAGAAGAAAAACGAAAAAAAAGGAAAAUGUAAAUCAUCAUGGAGAAAGGAAAAAUAAUAAUAAUAAUACAAACAGACAGUCAAGUCAUCUGAAAUGGCAGCGCUUUGGCCGGGCUCGGCAGCUGCCAUGGGCUGCAAGCGAUGGGGCCAAGCGGAUGCAGGAGCAGACCCUGGGGACCAGCAGAGCAUCAUCUGAGAGCAGUGUGGGACCGGGCUCCUGGAUGCCCACACAGUGUCUCAAGCCUCAUCCCCACCCUUGGGAACAACCAUUUUGGGGAAGAAAAUCUCUCUCUUUGGGGUUUGCAUAGUUUUGCUUGCCAAGGGUGAGCAGGAGGGGAGCGGCUCCUCUGCCCGCCCCUUCGCACCAGUGAUUUGGCUCCAUCUACGUGCAGUGACUCGGAGAAAGAAGUUACGGGUACCUGUAGGCAAGAGCCUUUAACUUAUAUCAAAAAGGUUUAUUCCAGAGAAUCUGUGUAUAUAUCUAUAAAUAUAUCCUGUAUAUAUAUAAAUAAAUAUAUUAAAAAAAAGAAUGUAUAAUACUAAUGCAACGUAAAGCAGUACUGAGAGUCUCAAAAUACGAGCAUUGCAAUCUAGGAUAUACUGAUCUGGGCAAAAGGAAAGAUUUUGUUUGUUUUAUAUCUUCACAGUUUUGUUUUAAAAAUUGUACUUUAACAUGUAUAUUUGUAAAGUUAUUUAUAGACAUUAACAUAUCUGUUCAUUGGUUUAAAUAGCGUAGAGUUACUGUAAACUUCAAAUUUCACCAAGCUUAAGGGUGUUUUUUUUUAACUUAUUAAAAAUGGAGAAAAAAUAUAUUAAUCAAGUUUUUCUUUUGUGUUUAUGGGAAAUAUUGAAAGAAUGUAUAGGUGUACAGUCCUUUAACAAAUUACAUUUAAUGUUAUAAAUAUAUAUAUGUAUUCAUUUAAAAAGUAUUAGUUUAUCCUGGAUUGCAGUGAGCAGAGGUAAGUUUAUUUUUCCAUACAUCACCAGUGGUUAAAACCAAACAAAUAGCAGCCAAGAGAUGAUUUUUACAUAUUUCAGAAAAACAGGGCCACGAAUUCUUCCAUCAGUUUAACCACUGUGCAUUAAGGGGGUGUGGAUGUUUAUUUUUCUAUUUUCAAAUGAAGGUAUUCUUUGUGGUCGACUUAAUAACCAGUGUGCAGCAAAGUGAAAUGUUGACUUUGGAUGAUGCGGGCUAAUUUUUUUUUCCCCUUUGCCAGUACCGUUGUAUUUUGGGCUUCAGAAAUGCCUUGUGAGCAAAAUAGCCAGAAAAGCGACACUGUUUGCAGGAGAAGUGCAACGACUGCUUAUUUCUUUUGCAUCUGAUUCAUUGGAAAAUGCCAGUGAUGCCUGAUUUUCUGUUGUUAAAAUGCUGUGCUGUUUUGUUCCUCUGUGUCCUAUAGCUGUGUAAAAGCACAGGAGUGAACUAGGGAAUAUUAGCGUGGAUCAAGCUGACAAAAGGGCAGAUUUGGGCUGGGGUUUUUUUGUGGGAUUUUUUUUGGGUCUUAUUGUCCAGAAGACUUUUAUCUACUACCACGAAGAGGCAAGUUGCAUCCUGAAUUCUUUCUUUCCAUUUUUCUCUGGUGCGUAUUACAUAUCAGUGUUUCAGAAUAACAGGAUGACAGCAUCUCAUUUUAAGAUAUUUUUUUUCUCUCCUUAGAGCCACGAAAUCCUUAUCCUAAAAUAAAUAAUUUAUAGUUUUGAGGUUAUUUCAAUGGAAGUUUGAGGACGUAGAUUUCUAUAGAUUUUUGUUUUGUUUCGUUGGAAUAAAAAAGAAUUUGUUGGUAUUUUCUUACAAAUGUCUGCUAAUGGUGUACAUUCCAAGUACUCGAAGCGUUGAGUUUUCCUGUACUGAAAAAAGAAAAUGUACAAAACUGUGCAUGAUUUCAAAUGUUACUAGAUAUUAUAAAUAUAUAUAUAUAAUUUAUUGAGUUUUUACAAGAUGUAUCUGUUGUAGACUUGUUGACUUUAACAUUUCUUAUUCAAUGCUUAUAUAGUUUUAUAGCCUGGACUAUUAUCUUUAAAAGCUUACAAAAAUUAAAAAUUCCCAUUUUGUUACAUUUUAUACUGUUGAUGUUACAAUCCACAGGUUUGCAUAGCGUGAUUUUUUUCAAUGAGCAACUCUGUUUAGUUUAUUUUAAUACUGUAUUUCUGUGCCUGACAGCUGCAGCUGUCGAAGGUGUGAGGUGAACACUAAAUAAAACUAUUCUGCUUUUGUUAACAUGGCAAACUUAUUUUGACCAAAAAAAAGGAUAAUAAAAAUAAACAAGUUGUUAAA
Messenger RNA from Columba livia (rock pigeon), 5628 nucleotides. It is a transcript of the gene FGFR3, whose product is annotated as fibroblast growth factor receptor 3. The record is from RefSeq and is a predicted model, not a curated record. Gene Ontology annotation, molecular function: ATP binding; fibroblast growth factor receptor activity; fibroblast growth factor binding. Gene Ontology annotation, cellular component: plasma membrane; signaling receptor complex. The transcript is spliced from 18 exons. Gene Ontology annotation, biological process: protein phosphorylation; positive regulation of kinase activity; positive regulation of cell population proliferation. Lineage: Eukaryota; Metazoa; Chordata; Aves; Columbiformes; Columbidae. The coding region runs from base 207 to 2702 and encodes 831 amino acids.